Molecule: messenger RNA, 519 nt
Organism: Hibiscus syriacus
Lineage: Eukaryota; Viridiplantae; Streptophyta; Magnoliopsida; Malvales; Malvaceae
Product: 11-beta-hydroxysteroid dehydrogenase-like 3
Exons: 3
Coding region: 1-519 (172 amino acids)
Source: RefSeq, a predicted model, not a curated record
AUGUUAUCCGUUUUAAACACAAUCACAGUAACUGCACCCGUCAAUCAUUUGCAAACUGAGCUCGUGGAUUUCAUUCACCACCUCCUCCGCAUCAUAUUCCCUCUUUUAACCAUCCUCUUCCUCUCUUUUUUCAUGCCACCAUAUCUCAUUUUGAAGCUUAUUAGCAAUAUUUCAAGAUCUUUCCGCCCCGAAAAUGUAGCUGGAAAAGUGGUUCUCAUCACCGGUGCAUCGUCCGGUAUCGGAGAGCAUAUUGCGUACGAGUAUGCAAGGAAAGGAGCUCAUUUAGCCCUUGUGGCCAGGAGAGAAGAUCGUCUUGGUGCAGUGGCCGAUAAAUCUCGUCGGUUAGGUUCACCGGAUGUUCUAAUCAUCUCGACUGAUGUUCUAAUCAUCCCGACUGAUGUUUCGAGAUCGGAAGAUUGCAAAAUCGUUGUCGACAAAGCUGUCGAUUACUUCGGAUUCUAUCACUUGAUAAGCAAUGCUGCGAUUGUGCGGCUAAGCAUGUUUGAAGAUGUCACCUAA